CUACUGGUGAGGAAGCGAGUGAGUAAUUCCAAGUGUGGGAAGGAAGGUUGUGAUGGUCAGAGGCAGUGUUGGUGACGCAGGUGUGGAAAGUUGGCUGCUGGUCGUCUCGGCUCGUUUUUUUUUUUUUUUUGACCCCCCUGGGGGAGAGGUCAUAAAAGGAAAAGUGAAUGUGAGCGAUUACGGCCCCGGUGGACUUCCUGAGAGGUGGAUUUAGGUCUCUCCAGGAAUUUGGAAAUCGGCCGAAUCUUCAAAUGAAAUUAACGAAGGUGUAAUAGAAGGUGUAUCGUCAGAAAUUGAUGAAGUUGACACCACAUGUGAUGUCCGCCUCCCAGGGGUAAUGUCAUGACUAAUGAACUAGCAAACAAUCAGAUGAAGUCUGUCAAGAACAUAUUUAAAAUACUCCUGGUGGUUUGUGUAAUCACACUAGCUACGUAUAUCUAUAGCAGUAUUAAUGAAGACAAUACCGUGAAAGACCUCCGCGCUGCUCCUCGAGACAACAGAGUAUGUAGAGACAUAUUUGAAAUUGGCAGAAGGUCGAAAAAUAUGUCAAGUAUGAUUGAUUUGGCAGUGAAAUUGAUCAAGAGGAAGAGGGAAAAGAAAUUAUUUAUGCCUCAAGUAUUUUACGAGAUAGUGGGAUAUGAAUCUCCUUCCAUGAUUAGAAAGGUGACUGACGGCUCAGGCCUCCAGCACACCAACUUCACCAUCAGCAAGACGUGGAGGUUCCAGCAGACACAGGGUCAGCUGCCUCACCUGGCGUGCCGCAUGCGGGAGAUGCAGGCUGAAGACCUACGCAUGUGUGUGGCGAGGCGGCACGAGAGUGUUGGCUCCACUCACAUAGCUUACGUCGGGGACUCGCGUAUUAGACAGCACCUCGAGGUCCUCCUCGACCUCAUUCGGAGCCUCCAACCUAGGAUCACUACACACCUGGGUGAAGUCAUCACUGUUGAGACAUUCCUGGGUGAGGAAGGCUUGAAGAACUGGAGGAAAUACAAGCACAACUUCCGCGUUGAGUGUAGCCAGGCUCCCGGGCUUAUUGUGGAUUUCCACUGGGCAGCGUUCAUAGAUAGGGGACAGACACCUAGAAAUGAAGGAGAUGUUAUGGUGGGCGCCCUGGACCUUCUCCAUCGCUGGAUUAAAGCGCCCCAAGACCAGAUACCAGAUAUUAUCGUUUUAAACACAGGAGCAUGGCAGCUGAUGGAUAUUAAGCCAACUGUUCUGCAGCAGAUAGACGAGGCAGCUGUAAGUGUGAUGAGUACACUGCGGCCUCUUCUGCAAAAUCUGUCAACCCGUGCUACUCUGGUCUGGGCUUUGCCUGAUCCCUUCAAGGAGUACAUCAGCCAUGACUUCAGUAAUAAGGGACAUUUUACACAACAAGAAAAUGAUAUACUGGAGUGGCUCCUGAAUGCCCAGAUGGAGCUACAGCCAUCUGGAGUUGUAAUAUGGGAUUCCUUCUUGCCUGUGGCUUAUGCUUCAAGAUCGGACUGUAUGCACUUGUAUGAUAAAAAUAUUGAACUAAAUUCACUUCCAACAUUUUCAACCUUUUCUAGCCAAAUUUCAUGGCACUGUGUUGAAAGAAUGCACGUGGGACUAGAGGCUUUAAGCGUGGCAGUACAGAUGGUUCUUAAUCAUGUGUGCAACCCAUAUAUGACUGGAGACUAUUGCUGUUCCAAGUUUAACUAGCUGUCCACAGUGUGAGGUCUGUUCCCUCCAGCAUGUGUGCUACCCACACUACCAUCCAUGCAUAGUUGUGUGACUCGCACCAUGCUACCAUCCCAGUUUGAGACUUAUUGUCAUACCACUACCAGAGGCCUGCUAUCUACACCACAUUACCAUUGCAACUCUGCUGGGAAUUUUUGUACAUCCCUCAGGGUUGAAGACUGUUCCUCAUGAAGGAUGGUUCACUGGGCAGAUUAAUUUGACAGAACCUGAACACAAGGAAAUACACUGGGCAAGUCAGUCAGGUGAGGGUUAUGACAGGACAAAACUAGACUGCAGCUACACUACUUCCAGGUCUAUUGAAUGAUCUUGGGCAUCUCUGAAGAGGUACAAGGAUACAUCACAACUUAGGCACCAUUCAAGUCUACCAGGACCAAUGUUAAAAUGUAUACUGUACAAGUAGCCAGUCUACUAUAGGAUUGUAUAAUGAUUAGAAAAGAGCCAGCAACAAGCAUCCUGUUUCACCUCGAUCCACUUGCCAGAAGUGUGUUCCCACUAAUAGGCUAAUCCCACAAGCAGGUUCAACUAUACAGAUAAAAUGUUGACCCCUCACAGGUCUAGCACAUUUUGAAUGUGAAACCAGAAAGUGUACACUGCAGCAGCAAUUUGUUAGUCUCCAUGGUUAUCCUGCAGGUGAAGACUGAUAAACACUAUCCUACCACUUUUCCAAAUUAAAAGUUAUACAGCAUAAAUAAAGUUUGCACAAUCUCAGACAAA
Messenger RNA from Cherax quadricarinatus, 2433 nucleotides. The record is from RefSeq and is a predicted model, not a curated record. NCBI's taxonomy places the organism in Eukaryota, Metazoa, Arthropoda, Malacostraca, Decapoda, Parastacidae.